This is a messenger RNA of Spizellomyces punctatus DAOM BR117, 837 nucleotides long. RefSeq lists its product as uncharacterized. The transcript has 3 exons. Gene Ontology annotation, molecular function: zinc ion binding. The coding region runs from base 166 to 675 and encodes 169 amino acids. The record is from RefSeq and is a predicted model, not a curated record. NCBI's taxonomy places the organism in Eukaryota, Fungi, Chytridiomycota, Chytridiomycetes, Spizellomycetales, Spizellomycetaceae.
UCUUCCCUCCCCACAAAACCACAGCCACGAGUUCUUCGUUUUUCCUUCAUUUCCCCGCUUCCCCGCCAAGGUUUUUAAAAACGGAAGGUUUAAAAAAGGCUCACUGGCUUUAGUCUGUUUCCCGUCGAAAUUACACUUACUGUUUAUCCCCAGAAGCCAUUCAAUAUGUCGAACCCUGAAAAGAAACAACCCAACAACUACGAGUCCAUUUCCAACGACUCGCCUCCCGCUUACGCAGGCCCGCAUCAGCCGUCCUCGUCAGCAGCCACGUUCACUACACCUCUCUACCCGCAGCCUGGUGGUCCAAAUUAUAAUGUCUAUCCCGGUACGGCUGGAGGAACCCCCUAUCCGCAGGCGCCAGCCGACUAUUAUACAGCCCACCCUCAAGCUGACGUCUAUGUAGUGAGAACAAACACGCCCAUUGGAGUGAACGUUGUGGAUGGGUUUGUAAUGGUAGAUGCACGGGAGCCGUUGAGAAUGCACUGUCCGUUUUGCAAUACGGAUGUCGUUACAAAAGUGACCCAUGCUCCCGGACUCUUGGCUUAUUGCACGUCGCUUAUGCUUUGUCUUGUUUGCUGGCCAUGCUUUUGCCUUCCCUUCUGCUCUGGCACAUGUCAGGACAAGAUUCACCGCUGUCCUCGCUGCAGGAGCACUUUGGCUGUCGUUCCCGCAUAAUUCAAAGUCGCGGCAGAAUAUGGCAGCGAUUAGACCCCAAUGUAUAAAUACGACUGCAUGUAUAAAUUUUGGUGGGCGGGGGUUUCCCAGACAUCUAAGUUGUAAAUGAUAUUGAACAGGUUACGCAUCAAUAGUGCUGAAUGUUAGUCGCAAGAUCCGUCU